CGCCCCCGGGCACGGGCCAAUAGAGUUGGCCGGGAAGCUGGCACCGCCUCCUGGAGGCCGCAAGGUUUCACUGCAGGAGAACACUAGGCUCAGUGACGCUGCGGCCGCCGCUAGCCUAGGUCGGAACGCUGCGGAGCGUGGGGGUGCGGUCCUGCAAUAGGAAGCCUAGAGUAUUGCAAGCUUCCCGUUGGGCACCAGCUACCCGGUCCCGCGCCACACCCAGUGCAUUUCCCGGACACCCCCGGGGCCCCCACCUGUGGACCCCGGAGUCCCCUUCCCGCGCCGGCCAUGCCGCUAAGCCGCAGUUUGUCCGUGUCCUCACUGCCAGGACUGGAGGAUUGGGAGGAUGAAUUCGACCUGGAGAACACGGUGCUCUUCGAGGUGGCCUGGGAGGUGGCCAACAAGGUGGGUGGCAUCUACACGGUGCUGCAGACGAAGGCCAAGGUGACAGGGGAUGAGUGGGGUGACAACUACUACCUCGUGGGACCAUACACGGAGCAGGGAGUGAGGACCCAGGUAGAACUGCUUGAGCCCCCCACCCUGGGCCUGAAGAGGACCCUGGACUCCAUGAACAGCAAAGGCUGCAAGGUGUAUUUUGGGCGCUGGCUGAUCGAGGGAGGCCCCCUGGUGGUGCUCCUGGACGUGGGGGCCUCAGCCUGGGCCCUGGAGCGCUGGAAGGGGGAGCUCUGGGACACCUGCAACAUCGGGGUGCCAUGGUAUGACCGUGAGGCCAAUGAUGCUGUCCUCUUUGGCUUCCUCACCACCUGGUUCCUGGGUGAGUUCCUGGCCCAGAGCGAGGAGAAGCCACAUGUGGUUGCGCACUUUCACGAGUGGUUGGCGGGUGUAGGGCUUUGCCUGUGCCGAGCCCGGCGGCUGCCCGUGGCUACCAUCUUCACCACCCAUGCCACGCUGCUGGGACGUUACCUGUGUGCCGGUGCUGUGGACUUCUACAACAACCUGGAGAAUUUCAACGUGGACAAGGAAGCAGGUGAGAGGCAGAUUUAUCACCGCUACUGCAUGGAGCGGGCAGCUGCCCACUGUGCUCACGUCUUCACUACUGUGUCCCAGAUCACUGCCAUCGAGGCACAGCACCUACUCAAGAGGAAACCAGAUAUUGUGACCCCCAAUGGACUGAAUGUGAAGAAAUUCUCUGCCAUGCAUGAGUUCCAGAACCUUCAUGCCCAGAGCAAGGCUCGAAUCCAGGAGUUUGUGCGGGGCCAUUUUUAUGGGCAUCUGGACUUCAACUUGGACAAGACCUUGUACUUCUUUAUUGCUGGCCGCUACGAAUUCUCCAACAAGGGGGCUGACGUCUUCCUGGAGGCCUUGGCCAGGCUCAACUAUCUGCUCAGAGUGAAUGGCAGUGAACAGACAGUGGUCGCCUUCUUCAUCAUGCCGGCUCGGACCAAUAAUUUCAAUGUGGAAACCCUCAAGGGCCAAGCCGUCCGCAAGCAGCUUUGGGACACAGCCAACACAGUGAAAGAGAAAUUCGGGAGGAAGCUUUAUGAGUCCUUGCUGGUGGGGAGUCUCCCAGAUAUGAACAAAAUGCUGGACAAGGAGGACUUCACAAUGAUGAAGAGAGCCAUCUUUGCCACGCAGCGGCAGUCCUUCCCCCCUGUGUGCACCCACAAUAUGCUGGAUGACUCAUCGGACCCUAUCCUGACCACCAUCCGCCGAAUCGGCCUCUUCAAUAGCAGUGCCGACAGGGUCAAGGUGAUUUUCCACCCAGAGUUCCUUUCCUCCACGAGCCCCCUGCUUCCUGUGGACUAUGAGGAGUUUGUCCGAGGCUGCCACCUUGGGGUUUUCCCCUCUUACUAUGAGCCUUGGGGCUAUACACCAGCUGAGUGUACCGUUAUGGGCAUCCCCAGUAUCUCCACAAACCUCUCCGGCUUCGGCUGCUUCAUGGAGGAGCACAUCGCAGACCCAUCAGCUUAUGGCAUCUAUAUUCUGGACCGGCGGUUCCGCAGCCUGGACGAUUCGUGCUCGCAGCUCACCUCCUUCCUCUACAGCUUCUGCCAGCAGAGCCGGCGGCAGCGCAUCAUCCAGCGGAAUCGCACAGAGCGCCUCUCCGACCUUCUGGAUUGGAAAUACCUAGGCCGGUACUAUAUGUCCGCGCGCCACAUGGCCCUGGCCAAGGCCUUUCCGGAUCACUUCACCUACGAGCCCCACGAGGCAGAUGCGGCCCAGGGCUACCGCUACCCACGGCCGGCCUCAGUGCCGCCGUCUCCCUCGCUGUCACGACACUCGAGCCCACACCAGAGCGAAGAUGAGGAGGAACCCCGCGACUCGCUGCCGGAUGAGGACGGGGAGCGCUACGACGAGGAGGAGGAGGCUGCCAAAGACAGGCGCAACAUCCGCACCCCUGAGUGGCAGCGGCGCUCCUCUUCCGCCUCUUCUACUGGAGGGAGCAAGCGCAGCUCAGUGGACACAGCGCCCUCCAGCACUGUCAGCACCCCCAGCGAGCCCCUCAGCCCCGCCAGCUCCCUGGGCGAGGAACGCAACUAGGUCUCCCGCCCCACACUCCACCCCACCCUCCCAACCCCCUUCUGGCCUGCCUUCCUCUUCCAGAGGGUGGAUACAAGGGGUUGUGCCCAAACCCCACUCCAGAUCCCGAACCUUCAGUGGGAUCCACAGCCCUGCCACCCAUUCCACUCCAGUCGCUCCUGCUCCAUGCUAGGAGCUAAGAGUCCCCACACUCCAAAAUCGACAACAUUGUGCCUUUCUCCGGUUUCAGAAUGCAUACACUAUGCUCCGGAGUCCCCCAAGCCUGGCGCAGGUCCCAGAGACCAGUAAUCUGCCAUUACCCUGUGGUGCCAGAGGUUUUAGAAAACCAGGUCUGUUGCUUUCCAGGCUGAGACUUCUACAGCCCUUUAUGGCUUGUAAAUUCUAGAAUGUACAGAGCAUACAAUGCCAUAAGCCUGGCCUGGAGGCCACCAAGCAUGGCGUUCCUGUUAAUGGGACAAUCAAGUCCAGAGCCCAGGCCAUUUCAGGGACUUAAGAUAAUGGAAUUCAGGAGGUCUUCCAUUUCAACUCCAGAAUCUGGGCUUCAGGACAGGGUGCUCAUGUGUUUACUCUGGCCCCACCUCACCCGGGGUGCCCAGUUUUCCCUGGAGGAUCCCUCUUUCCCACCCCCACUGGCUAGGUUUAGUGGCCACCCAGCUCCCAUCGUCCCCUGCACUUUGGCCAGCAAGGGGUGGUGGAACCGCUUGGCUCCACAUUCCUGCUGGAGAACAUGCGGAGUUGGUCUAGACACCUUUCUGGCCUUUCCCGGUCCAGACCCUACUCCUUCCCUGAGUUUGAGCUCUCCCUCAGGUCUUAAGACUCCUUCAGUGCCCUCCAGGGAAUCCCUGCUGCUGAGGACUGAGAUGACCGUCUCCCACCACGAAACCACUGGGUUAUAGGUCCCACUUGCCGAAUGUAGACCCUUUACCACUGUGCUACACCCUAGUCCCUCUUCCCUGAUCCGGAAUGGAGCCCCCUGGGUUCUGAAACUCCCACAUUUACCUUGAGGCUCUUCCGUCCCUGAGCUGUGCCCUGCCCCCAGCUUCAGUGACAGAGAGGGGUCUCUCACGUGUGCUGUGUCAGAUACACUGCUUGGUUUGUAAUUAGGAGAGGGAGGGCAGAAGGGGUAUGAUUGGAGUGUGUCCAGAGAUGAAAAAAAUACACCUAUAUUUAAGCCCAGGUUUGGUCCCACAUGAGGGCUUGGUGGCCUCUCCUAGCCCUUCCCUCCUCUUGGUUUUAGUCCUGCACCCUGUCCCCUCCUUCUUCCUCUGGGUCCCUGGUCCUUUGUCUCUUCCAGCUGUCCUGGAGAAACUUGCACUGCUACUCUAGAUCCCAGCCUUAUUUUUCUGUUUUGCUUAGUUGGGACUUGACUGCAAUUGACAGAAACUUUGUUCAAGCUCUCUUAGGCAUAAAGGGGCUGUAUCAUGGCAAGGAGGAUCCAUAGGGUAGCCACUAGCCGAGUGUGGCUAUUUAAAUUUAAAUCGGUUCUUCUGUAUCACUAUUGUUGUGUGCCAUUCUGACUCAUACUGAUCCUAUAGGACAGAGUAGAACUGCUCCACAGGGUUUCUAAGACUGCCAUCUGUACAGGAGCAGAUCGCCAGGUCCUUCCUUCCUGCCUCUGAGCCACUGGGUGGGUUCAAAUUACCGACCUUUCAAUUAGCAGCCAAACAACCAUUGCACCACCAGAGCUCCUUUCAAUAGCACUAGCCAUAUGUGCUAUGUGCCCUACUGAACACAGAUUUAGCACAUUUGCAUUGCAUAUGACAGAACUGAUUUAGAACAUGCUUUCAUGACUAUGGCUCCCAUACUCUCCACUGGAUGACUGUAUUUUCAGGAAAAAUUUUUGCCUUGUAGUUCUAGUCUUCAUUAGGCUUUAUGUGCAUCUCUGAGGCAAUUACUACUCAGGGGAGUGGGCAGCUCUGAUUGGCUGGGCUUGACCCUGUGAGAUCAUCCCUACUCCCCCAAAUCAGGGGAGGGAUGUGCUGAGCAGGCCACCAGUAGGUGUUCCUCAGCCACUUCCUCUCUCAGAUUCCUCUUCUACUGAAAAACAGGCAAGGGGCGGGGGGGGGUCAGCACUGACACAGCAGUUUUGUAGCUUGGACCCAAAGAUGACAUGACGCAUUUCCAGUUCUCAUUUGGAGAAUUUGGCCCCUAAGUUUCACAUCCCAUUUCUUUACUGAGCCCCAAAUCCCUUGCUCAGCACCUCUCGCCCAUCAUCCACCCCAGCUGCUCAGAUCCAAGCUGUUAUUACCUAGCAUGUGCCUUGUGUCGCAGAUACCACAGCAUUCGAAAGGUGGGCUCUGAUCUCUAGAACUUAAGACCAACAAAAACCCACGCAGUGCCUUACAAGGACACCUUCAUAAACCGAGGGGGGUGUAGCAGGCCUGGGAAGUGGUCAGAUUCAGGUGUACCUCCAGGUCGCCCUAAGAAUUCACAGUUGUUAGUUGCUGUAGAGAUGGUUGUGACUCACGGCAAUCAUCUGUGUGUCACGUAGAAUUGCACUCCAAUAGUUUUCAAGGCUGUGACCUUUCAGAAGCAGAUACCCAGGCCCAUCUUCCAAGACAUCCCUGGGUAGGCUCAAACCACUGACCUUUCAGCUAGUAGUUGAGCAGCUAACUGUGUCGUAAAUUUCCCCAUAUAAUGAGGAUAAUUAUUUCAUCUACCCCCAAGGAUUGAGCCAGAGAUAGUAGCUGUUUAAGAGGUUGGCACAGAGCCUGGCCCCAUAAUUGCUCAUUAAGCAACACCUGUUUCUAAUUACUUUUACUCCCUGUAACAAUGCCUGGGUCUGCCACCAAACCCUCCCUGGAGUCUGGGCUCUACCAUCAAGGAGAGAAAGUUAACAGCCAAGGCAAACAGAACUGAAGCUACCCCGUACACAACCCCCCUGGAAAAAGUCCUGCCUUAGAAUAUAAGAUAAUGAAAGAUAGGGCCCCCUCUCCCUGCCAGCACAGCCUGAAGACCUGUGAAAACAGAUUAUAACUCCUUUUCCACACCAUACACACAACACCAGUAGCUGCUGCAAAAAGCUUUAUUGUUUCCAUUUGGUCCACGGCUUGGGAGAGGGCCCUCCAGGGUGGUUCAGAUGCUGCCUAAAAGCUAAAGGGAGAAAUUCAGGCAAAAGCCUGAUGAGGACAGAAGAUUGCAGAGGGGCCCUCACAGGAGGCUCUGGAGGCUCCUAGUCAUGCUUGAGGGUGAGCCUCUCAAAGAGAUAUUCGCCCAGCCCAGCCUGGGGCCCGGCCAGCCUGCGGAUGUUGGUCAGGUGGUCGCCUAUCUUCUUGAUGAGUUUCACCUCCUCAUCUAGGAAAUGUCUCUCCAGAAAGUCACAGAGCUGAGGAAUAAGAAAGGAGAAAUAAGAAACGCAGUUCCUGAGAAAGAGGGAGGCAAAUGUGGUCCUCAGAAAGCAAUCUGCCCAGUAUAUCAAAGAAGAAAGCAGGCUCAGACUGUAAGGUUAAACGCCAGGGAAGGUCUGAGGAGGGGCUGCAACGGAUGAAGGCGGUACCUACAUGCGGGUCUGCCUGGGCAGAAGCCACCACGUGCAGAUCCAGAAAGGCCUGGUUCAGGGUCUUCUCCAGGGCCAGGGCAGCUUCCAUGGCGUCCAGGGUAUUACCCCACUCAUCUUGGGACGGCUUCUGUACAAGAAAAAGACGACUCACAACUAUUCACACAUCUGGCAAACACCUAAAACCUACAUUUCCCAGAAGUCCCUGAGGAUAAUGGACCUGCAAGGAUGCUUGAUCUAUCACGCCAAGCCUCCUACAACUUUGCCUCCCAUGAGACCACCCAGUAGCCUGGCCGGCCACUACUUGGGAAAGCACCUUUACUUCGCCCAAAAACAAACCCAGACAGGAUCGAACCCAAUCUCCUAAGAAUCCGCUACAGCGCCUACAGAGCAGCUGUCCAAAUGCCCUGUGCGGAAGGCCUGCUGGGAGAUGUAGUCCGUGGCCCACACGCCACUUACCUGCACAUCCUGGAAGAGGGCGCGGCCGCCACGCUGGUUCUGCAGCUUCAAAAGAGUCUCGGCACCCUCGCGCUUCUCCUUCGACAGCUCGCGGAAGAAGUGUCCCACGCCUUCCAAGGCCACAUCGUCGCGGUCGAAGUAGAAGCCCUACGGGAGGUAGAGGGAACAAAGGUUAAUGGAAGGCGAGGCCAGGCGAAGGACUCCGCCCUCUGCUAUCCAACGGGACAAAGAAGGUCCGCGCGUGCGCACAGGGCCGGAGGUGCGCAGCUAGGGAAAACAUGGGCCGGGGGCGUCUCGGGGACCCUUACCAGAGAGAGGUAGGUGUAGGAAGCCCGCAGAUGCAGGUUGACCAGGCGGUUGACGCCGGCCUCCGCUUCAGCGGAAUAAUUCUGACUGAUCUGAGAGCUCAUGGUUCGUCGACGAUUAGGAGCUAACUACAAAAAACGGUGUUAGCUGGUCCUGGAAACAGGGGAUGGCCAAGAAGAUGGUCCCAGAGGUUGCGCGUAGGA
Molecule: messenger RNA, 6966 nt
Organism: Loxodonta africana (African savanna elephant)
Lineage: Eukaryota; Metazoa; Chordata; Mammalia; Proboscidea; Elephantidae
Gene: GYS1
Product: glycogen synthase 1
Exons: 16
Coding region: 289-2502 (737 amino acids)
Biological process (GO): glycogen biosynthetic process
Cellular component (GO): cytoplasm
Molecular function (GO): alpha-1,4-glucan glucosyltransferase (UDP-glucose donor) activity
Source: RefSeq, a predicted model, not a curated record